Candidula unifasciata is the source of this 2272-nucleotide messenger RNA. The record is from the annotation of a GenBank genome assembly. NCBI's taxonomy places the organism in Eukaryota, Metazoa, Mollusca, Gastropoda, Stylommatophora, Geomitridae.
GCAUCUGGAUGCUAACUUAAUAACAUCGAUUCCACCUGAAGCGUUUGUGGGACUGACCAAUCUCAAGCAGUUAUGGCUGGACGACAACCGGCUUGACCACAUUCCUGUCCAGGCGUUCAGAGAAUUAACAGGACUGCAAGCUUUAACUCUGAUAAAAAAUCAGAUAGAAAACAUCCCAGACCACGCCUUCCAGAACAACACCAAGCUCUUUCAGCUACGACUAGCCAAUAAUGAAAUCAAAGAUAUCGCUGAGCAUGCACUGUAUGGACUCACACAACUUAAGUACCUCCAACUUCAGAAUAAUCGAAUUCAAACAAUGCCGUCUGCCUUUAAACACCUGGUGAAUUUAGGAGAACUCAAUCUUGAGGGCAACCGACUGACCGAGAUCCCACAAGACAGCUUUCAGCAGAAAGAAAAACUGACUAUGUUAAUCUUGAGCAACAAUCCAAUCACCUCGGUUUCUGAUGAAGCUUUUGUUAACCUGCCUUCUCUCCAGGAACUUAAACUUUCUGAAGUACACGACAUGACCAAGUUCCCGGAUUUGACAGGGACUAUGAACCUGACAGUUCUCCAACUGGACAGAGCCAACAUCAGGUCCAUUCCUAAAGAAAUUUGUACAAAUUUGAAAAGACUGAAAACAUUCAACAUGGCCAACAAUGAACUGACAUCGAUAGAUGGCCAGCUGUUCAAUGGUAUGGAUCAUCUCAGAGACCUGACUCUCAGCAUCAACUACAUCCAUGCCAUCCCCGAAGAUGCCUUCAUUGGGCUCGGUGCUCUGGAGUAUCUAAAUCUGGCAGAGAAUCAAAUCAGCGAAAUACAUUCACGGGCGUUUGUACCUCUCAAGUCGUUGAAAGAUUUAAAUCUGGGAUACAACAGGAUUCACCAUCUGCCGACAGAAGGUCUUGUCAGUCUGGAGAAGUUGAAAAUAUUUAAUAACCCAGACCUGCGGGAAUUCCCAGCCAAGCAAGAGUUUCCCAAUGUGAACAACUUCAUGUUAACAUAUGCGUAUCACUGCUGCGAUUUUAUUCUGUCCAGGCCCGAGCAAAUUUAUCUGGACAUGAUCAGAGAGCACGUGGUGUGGAUGGAAGCCGGAGAGCCGGGACAAAUGGCCAUGUGGGCCAAGUAUGAGAAUGAUUCCAGAAUAUGGGAAAGUUUAUUUGAAAAUACCACAACAGAGAACGAAAUAUGGGACAGUUUUGUCCGCAACGACUAUGACCUCCUCUCCAGCUACCGUCUGGGGCCAGCUGCUGCCACCUAUCUGGAGGACUACCAGGGUCAGACUUACGACCACAACUAUGUCAUUGCUAAAGCGGCCAUUUCCUGUAAGCCCAAACCAGGUCCAUUCAUGCCAUGCGAUGACCUAUUCGGCUGGUGGUCACUCAGAUGUGGCGUCUGGUUUGUCUUCAUGCUGGCCGUCCUAGGCAACGGUGUGGUCUUCUUCGUUUCGGUCACCAGCAAGUCCAAGAUGGACGUCCCAAGAUUCCUCAUCUGUAACUUGGCACUGGCGGAUUUCUUCAUGGGAAUCUAUCUGGGCAUCUUGGCUAUAAUUGAUGCUUCAACGCUGGGUCAGUUCAAGAAAUACGCCAUCCAAUGGCAGAUGAGCGCCGGCUGUCUGGUGGCGGGCACCUUGGGCGUGCUGUCUAGCGAACUGAGCGUCUUCACGCUGACAGUUAUCACGCUGGAGAGGUUCUAUGCCAUAACACACGCCAUGCAGCUCAGCAAGAGACUGUCUCUCAAACAUGCAGGUAUCAUCAUGCUCUGUGGCUGGAUCUGGAGCUUUGGCCUGGCAAUCUUACCCUUGUUUGGUGUCAGUGACUAUAGAAAGUUUGCCGUGUGUCUGCCAUUCGAGAUUGAAAGCGUCCUCUCGAAAAGUUAUGUGUGUUUCAUCAUGGUCUUCAACGGCAUAUCUUUCUUCAUUAUCCUGAGCUGCUACCUCAUCAUGUACGUCAGCAUCAGGGACAGUCAGGCCUGGAACUCUAACGACACCCGGGUGGCCAAGCGCAUGGCAUUGUUGGUGUUCACCGAUUUUCUCUGCUGGGCACCAAUAGCUUUCUUGUCACUGGCGGCAGCUUUUGGUAAAAAUCUCAUACAUCUUAACGAAGCCAAGGUUCUCACGAUCUUCAUCUUGCCGUUAAACAGCUGUGCCAACCCUUUUCUGUAUGCGUUUUUCACUAAGCAGUUUAAAAAGGACUGUGUGCUUUUGUGUAGAAGACUCGAGGAUUCUUCCAUUGCUAAACAUUUCUCACAGGUAAAUUAUCCUGAUCAUGUUUGA